This is a messenger RNA of Pangasianodon hypophthalmus (striped catfish), 3745 nucleotides long. RefSeq lists its product as uncharacterized. NCBI's taxonomy places the organism in Eukaryota, Metazoa, Chordata, Actinopteri, Siluriformes, Pangasiidae. The record is from RefSeq and is a predicted model, not a curated record. The transcript is spliced from 4 exons. The coding region runs from base 359 to 916 and encodes 185 amino acids.
AGGAGAGAGAGAGAGAGACAGAGAGAGAGAGAGAGACAGAGAGAGAGAGAGAUGAAGAGAGUUGAAGAAGCGUGAAUUCUCUCUCUGUCCCAAAUAAAAACAAGUGGGGCACAGCUUGCAUAGCUCUUCCUAUAAUCACAUUACUGCUGCUCAGAAAAGAGGGAGGGGAACAAACAAGAGAUAGACAACGAUUCAGAAAGGGAAAAAGGAAAGCAGGAGAAAGCUGUGAAAGAGUGGUCGGAAGGUAAAAAAAAAAAUCUGUUUUUGAAUGAAAAAAGUCCUGCAGCAGGUGUAAGACAACCAGCAGAAGAACACCAUCACCUUCUGAAAGCGCCUCUGAGCUGUCGUGCCCAUUCCCAUGGCAACGAGGACAGUAAUGAUGCUGGCUGUCAUCUUGAUGUUUUUGGCCUCGUCGCGUGCAAUGAGCAAUGAGCUGGAAGAUUAUGGCACCUGGAACUAUAGAGAAGGAGCGGAACACGUGAACGUGGCUAAUGUUCGGAGUGUGACGAGAGUGCUGGACACUUGGGGCAAGCACAUCUUUAACGAGAUCAAGACGCUGCUGCACUCCCAGCCCAAUACUCUCCUGCCUGACUACUCAAGAGUACGUCCUCUCUCCGAGUCCCUCAACGAUCUCUUCAGAGAAGUCUCCCACUUACAGAGGCGCAUCACAGACCUCAACAAUCGCCUAGCAACCUUGGAGCCCUUUCUCCGUCGUCAUGGCUACUACGAGGAAGACAAGCAGGCCACUGAAGGAGCCCCCCAGAGCCUAAAAGGUGCAGGCACGAGUCUGGCACAGUACCCGCGCCGGAGCAGGGUCCGAGUGACCCGGCCCGUGAACAGGGUGGUUCGAACCAGGAGAGUCAGGGUGUACAAGGAUGAAACUGGGAAGGUCAAAGUGAGGGACAUAGAAAGAUAGGUAGAAAGGAGUGACAGAGAUAUAUUAUAGCCUAAGAUAUACAAACUAUUGAUAUUUUAAAAAGAUAUUAAUAAUAUGCAAAUUAAUUUUAAUUAAUAUUAAUAAUGUAAAUUAAUAUGAAUAAUGUAUUGAAUAUAACCAGAAAAUUGUCCGUGUUGAAUUAUCAUUCUCAUAUCAACCUCAUGUACUGAGUCACGUACAUCAUAUAAAUUAUAGAAGAAUAUGUUCUCUCUGCUGGCUGCACUAGUGUAAGCUCAGAUCUCAGAGGUCCAAUCAGAGUUCUCUGGCAGAGGAAACUUUAAGCGGCUUUCACUGGACUGUAACUAACACCCCCAGCACAGAAAACUUCGCCUAGCUUGUUAACAGUCCCCCGGUGAUUUAACUUUUUGACCAAGUUAAGAUUAGUCUUAAAAACCUCAAAGAAAAUGUUCUUUUUUAUACUGGUAAGUUUGUUUGGACUUUUGGGAUGAGGACUCAGGCUAACACACAAGUGACAGAGUUUCAGCUGAAGAAACUACUUCUCAAUAAACAUGUGCUGAAACUUUGUUUGAAGGAGUGAUCUUAAUGUUUAUAAUAUACUACAUUAAUUAUGCAGUACAAAUUCACUGAUUCACAAGACAUAUAUCAAUUUACAAGACAGCUUGUUUGGCUGAAUGAAUCAUUUACUAGUAGACUAGAAACAUAGUCAGUCUAUACACAUAUGGGUCAAAGACAAGAAGGGUUUUAAAACAUAAAAAUGUCAUUUGAAUUCAUUUGAAUUAAGUACUUUUUACUAGAUGGCUGAGUGUUUCAUAAUUUUUAUUUAGGAAAAAUUCAGCAGAAAUUAAGUCAAUUGAAAUGUCAUUUUGUAUAACCGAUAACUGUCAAAAAUGAAGCACACUUUUACCUAUACAAGCUAAUAUGUACAAAAAUCAUACUUUAAAGAUUUAUACGCCACCUAGGCUGUUUUCCACUUUCUUUAUUUUUUUUUAUCUUUAAGCCAAUUUAAGUAUUUAAUCUUCAUUCAUUCAAGUAUCUUCAUUUAAAUAAUAAUAAUAAUAAUAAUAAUAAUAAUAAAUGUGAUAUUAAUAUUGAUAUUCAUUUUGAUACAUAUAAAGCAAAAUACAAAAUAUAUGUGCUGUGAUAUAUUGAAAUUCUGAAUGUUUUCCUGUAUGUUGACAUACCUAAGAGAUAUACUGUACAUAACUCAAUAUUUCUAGUUGUGUGUUGAAUCAGUGUCUGAUAUAUACAGUUAUAUAUACAGUUAUGUGCAGAAGUUUGCACCACCCGUAGAUUUUAGGUGAAGAAGAAAGCAUAUCUAUUAACCUACAAAAAAGUAUUACAUUAUUCAUAUGAAAUUAGAAAGGAAGAUGCAAACCUCCAAAAAUUUAUAACUUUAAAAUUUAUUUGUUUGUCAUUUUGUUAUGCAGUAAAUUGCAAAAAGUACAUUUCUGUCUUCUUCAUUUUGUCAUAAGGGUAUGCAAAACAUAGCAUUCAACUGUAUAUAAAUAUAUUUUAGAUGUGUAUAAAUGCAUACAGUGGAUUUGAAAAGUGUUCAAUUGAUGAUGUUUUAGAAAGGCACACACCUGUGUGUAUAAGGUCCCACAAUUCACAGUGCAUGCCAGACCAAAAACCAAGCAAUGAAGUCCAAUGAACUCCCUGUAGACAUGUUUUAUACCCUGGGUAAGGGUAUAAAACCAUUUAUAAGACGUUGAAUGUUCCUAGGAACAUUGUACUCCAUCAUUAUUAAAUGAAAGAAGUUUGGAACCAACAGGACUCUUCCUAUACCUGGCUGACCAGCCAAACUCAGUAACUGGGUGAGAAGGAUGGAUGGCCGGGUGCAUGUGUGUUGCUUACCUGGGAAAGAGAUGGCACCAGGAUGCACUAUGGGAAGAAGGCAAGCCGGUGAAGGCAGUGUGAUGCUCUGAGCAAUGUUGGGUCCUUGGGUCCCGGCAUUCAUGUGGAUGCUACUUUGAUAUGUACCACCUACCUAAACAUUACUGAAGACCAAGUACACCACUUCAUGGCAACGGUAUUCCCUAAUGGCAGUGGCUUCUUUCAACAGAAUAAUGCUCCCUGCCACAUUGCAAAAAUUGUUCAGGAAUGGUUUGAGGAACAUGAAAAAGAGUUCAAGGUGUUGACUUGGCCUCCAAAUUCCCCAGAUCUCAAUUCGAUCGAGUAUCUGAUAUGUGCUGGACAAACAAGUCUGAACCACGGAGGCACCACCUUGCAACUUACGGGACUUAAAGGAUCUGCUGCUAACAUCUUAGUGCCAGAUAAACACAGCACACCUUCAGAAGUCUUAUGGAGUCCAUGCCUCAAUGAGUCAGAGCUGUUUUGGCAGCACAAGUGGGACCUACACAAUAUUAGGCAGGUGGUUUUAAUGUUAUGGCUGAUCAGUGUAUAUCUUUUGCAUAGGCGUAUGUGUGUUAUAUAUGAGAUUUAUAACUAUUACACACUCAUUCAGUGAUGUAAAAGCCUUUUUAUAAUUGUAUUGAGAAAUAAGUUCGUCUUAUGCGUAGUAUGAGCACUAUGUGAUCACUACACCUCAGUGUCCACACGGUGGUAGACUUGUGUCAUUUGGGUGUUUCCAUAGAUAAUUGUUUCCAAUCUUAGAAUCUGGUGAAAUCAAAUAACAACCAGCUAAUUUAAUAUAAGGUUCUAAGGCAGUCCGAGGCUCAGACUGCAAUCCAAAUAAAAUAAAAGCAGAUGAAUUCUGCAAUUUAUGAAGUACCUCCCAUCCACAAACUUCAGUAGAUGUGUGAUAUCACGUGAACAAUAUGUGAUCACAUGUAAAAAUUAAUGAAUCAUGUGAAAAAUUGUGAAAAUAUUAAAGGAAUCACACAAGCA